Anarrhichthys ocellatus (wolf-eel) is the source of this 1974-nucleotide messenger RNA. It is a transcript of the gene l2hgdh, whose product is annotated as L-2-hydroxyglutarate dehydrogenase. The coding region runs from base 106 to 1437 and encodes 443 amino acids. Gene Ontology annotation, molecular function: (S)-2-hydroxyglutarate dehydrogenase activity. The record is from RefSeq and is a predicted model, not a curated record. The transcript has 10 exons. Lineage: Eukaryota; Metazoa; Chordata; Actinopteri; Perciformes; Anarhichadidae.
GAUGGGAGGUUAGCAGUAGCAACAGGGAGGGGGAAACACAGCUCAAGGAAGUAUUUCUGACAUUGUGAGUGUGCGAGUGUGAGGUUUCUUUUAAACGCGGCGACAAUGAUCCGGACACUCGGCGGGGCGACUUUGAAGGCUGCACAGCCGAUAAAGGACAUUAUUACCACGAGACGGCUGCACAGCACCUAUGAUAUGGCCGUGGUGGGGGCCGGCAUCGUCGGCCUCGCAACAGUCAGAGAGCUAAUUCUGCGACACCCGUCCCUCAGCUUCGUCCUGCUGGAGAAAGAAAAAGAGCUCGCUGUGCACCAGAGUGGGCACAACAGUGGAGUCAUUCACAGCGGGAUCUACUACACGCCGGGGUCGCUGAAGGCCCGUCUGUGUGUGCGAGGAGCCACUUUAGCCUACGAGUACUGCGACAAGAAAGGACUCCCUUACAAGAAAUGUGGAAAGCUUAUCGUGGCUUUGGAGCAGGAGGAGAUACCAAGACUGCAAGCUCUAUAUGAGCGCGGCAUGAAGAACAACGUGCGUGACCUCGCUAUUGUCGACGCCAAGGGAAUCCGAGAGCGGGAGCCGUUCUGCAGGGGCAUAAUGGCCUUGGACUCGCCCUACACUGGCAUUGUGGACUGGAGGAUGGUGGCUCUCCGGUACGGGCAAGACUUUGAGGAGGCAGGCGGCACGGUGGUUACUGAAUCUGAGGUCAAUGACAUUUCCAUGGUCACGGAGAGCCCAGCUGGGAGUACUGAAGGAAUGAAAUAUCCAAUUGCAAUCCGAGACAAAAAGGGUAACGAGGUGCGGUGCCGUUACGUCCUGACCUGUGGCGGCCUGUACUCUGACCGUCUGUCUCAGAUAUCAGGAUGCAGUCGGGAGCCUCGGAUCGUCCCCUUCAGAGGAGAUUAUUUGGUGUUGAAGCCAGAGAAACACUAUCUGGUCAAGGGGAAUAUCUAUCCUGUCCCCGACCCUCGUUUCCCCUUCCUUGGAGUUCACUUCACCCCGAGGAUGGAUGGAAGUGUUUGGCUCGGCCCCAACGCAGUCCUCGCCUUCAAAAGGGAGGGCUACAAGGUGUACGACUUCAAUGUUCGAGACUUUGCAGAUUCACUCUUAUUCAGGGGCCUUCAGAGGCUGGUAAUGAAGAACUUAAGUUACGGGAUUGGAGAAAUGUAUAGAGGGAUUUUCAUUGGUGCGCAGGUUAAAAUCCUGCAGAAGUACAUCCCUGAACUCUCGCUGAGCGACGUGCUCAGGGGUCCUGCAGGAGUUCGAGCUCAGGCUCUCGACCGAGACGGAAACCUUGUGGACGACUUUGUGUUUGACGGCGGCGUCGGGGACGUGGGCAGCCGGGUGCUCCAUGUGCGUAACGCUCCCUCGCCGGCGGCCACCUCCUCCCUCGCCAUCGCCGAAAUGGUUGCAGACGAGGUGGAGAGUCGCUUCGCGCUGUAGAGCAACACGGCGAUCGCAGAAGGAAAAAUGAGAAACUGUCCUGUAUCAAGCUGCCACUGCCUCAGCUUCACUGUCAUCAUGGAGACAUUUUAUUUCAGGUCAAGCCUUAAGAAGUAACAUAACUUUGGCUUGAUUACAUUUUUAAGUUAUAUUUUACUUAGUGCUGUUUUUAAGUUGCAUUCUUAUUUUCAUGCCACCACAUUUUAAGUAAUAAAAUCAUUUUUUCUGCAUACGUUACUGUUUAAAGAAAUGCAUAGUAAAAUAUUUUUUAUGCAAAAAAUAAUCAGUUACAAUUAUAUUUUCAACAUACUGUUUGUAAUGUGAACAUAACCCUUUUUACAGAUUGUAAAUUUUAAAUGUGUUCCCAAAAAUUUAAUAUUUUAUCAACAACUAAAAAGAUGAGGAUCUUUGAUAGUUCAGUCUCAGAAAGUUGAAUCUCUGAGCACGUAAUUUAUGAAGGAAUCUGUUAUUUUUUUGGACUUCGGACAGUUUUGUCUGCCAAAUAAUUUAAACAUUUAAAAACAAUUUGAAAUCAAA